Molecule: messenger RNA, 2366 nt
Organism: Globicephala melas (long-finned pilot whale)
Lineage: Eukaryota; Metazoa; Chordata; Mammalia; Artiodactyla; Delphinidae
Gene: KCNIP4
Product: potassium voltage-gated channel interacting protein 4
Biological process (GO): regulation of potassium ion transmembrane transport
Cellular component (GO): voltage-gated potassium channel complex
Molecular function (GO): calcium ion binding; potassium channel regulator activity
Source: RefSeq, a predicted model, not a curated record
CCGCGCGCUUCGCAGCCGCCGCCGCUGCCGUCGCCUCUCUCUCUCCCAGCGCGGCGGACGUCCCCGGGCUGAGCGGCGAGGGCGCUCUGGUGCUAGACCCAUCGCCAGACACCCCUGGGCCGGUUGACUCCCGAGUCCCGCUCCUGCACCCCGCGUCCCCAAAGAUGAAUGUGAGGAGGGUGGAAAGCAUCUCGGCUCAGCUGGAGGAGGCGAGCUCCACAGGCGGUUUCCUCUACACUCAGAACAGCACCAAGCGCAGCAUUAAAGAGCGGCUCAUGAAGCUCUUGCCCUGCUCAGCUGCCAAAACGUCGUCUCCUGCUGUUCAAAACAGCGUGGAAGAUGAACUGGAGAUGGCCACCGUCAGGCAUCGGCCUGAGGCUCUCGAGCUUCUGGAAGCCCAGAGCAAAUUUACCAAGAAGGAGCUCCAGAUUCUAUACAGAGGAUUUAAGAAUGAAUGCCCCAGCGGGGUUGUCAACGAAGACACCUUCAAAGAGAUUUACUCGCAGUUCUUUCCACAGGGAGACUCUACCACAUACGCACAUUUUCUGUUCAAUGCAUUUGAUACGGACCACAAUGGAGCUGUAAGUUUUGAGGAUUUCAUCAAGGGUCUUUCCAUUUUGCUCCGGGGGACAGUACAAGAAAAACUCAACUGGGCAUUUAAUUUGUAUGACAUAAAUAAAGAUGGCUACAUCACUAAAGAAGAAAUGCUUGAUAUAAUGAAAGCGAUAUACGAUAUGAUGGGUAAAUGCACAUAUCCUGUCCUCAAAGAAGAUGCUCCCAGACAACACGUUGAAACAUUUUUCCAGAAAAUGGACAAAAAUAAAGAUGGAGUCGUUACCAUAGAUGAAUUCAUCGAAAGUUGCCAAAAAGAUGAAAACAUCAUGCGCUCCAUGCAGCUCUUUGAAAAUGUGAUCUAACUUGUCGAAUGCGUCCUCAAUCAGACAAAUGUGAACGAUUCUAUCACACAAAGCUGGAGCUACCACUUUUAGCAUAGAUUGCUCAGCUUUACACUGAGGCAUAUUAUGCAAACAAGCUUUGUUUUAAUAUAAAGCAAUCCCCAAAAGAGUUGAGUUUUCCAUUUAUAAAUUUGCAUCCUUCUCAUAAUGCCACUGAGUUCAUGGGAUGUUCUAAGUCAGUUCAUACCCUGUGAAUAUUCAAAAGUAACAGGAUCUGGCAUAUAGUUUUAUUGAUUCUUUAGCCACAGGAUUAUUGAGGCUUUCACAGUAUCGGUGAUUUUAAAAUAUCUGUGUUUUUUGCUAUUCAUUUGUAUGUAUUCAGCCCCAGGAUUUUAAAUGGUUUUCUGACAUACUGGCAUCUGCACUUAAUUUCCAGAUAUUAGUUUUCAUGUUUGUAUGCUGUAAUUCCAUUUAUACUUUAAGUAAACAAAACAAGGUUACUACAAUUGGAAAAAAACAAACAAACAAACACACAGUCCCAGUUUCUCUGGAUUUGCUUCCUUCUGUUAAAGACAUUCAUUUACCUGGCAUUUUUUUAUAACAUGAAACAAGUCAGUUUAUCACCAGAUGUCAGCAUAUGCCUAAUAAAGCUUAUUUAAUAAGCAUUUCUUAAUUUUUCAUAAUACAUAUUACAGCCAAGGCCUACAUGAUGUAUGUAAUUUUGGAUUUGUUCAGUCCUACAGGUUGACUGUUAUGUCACUAAGUGGAAGUCCAAGAAGGUGUGAAACAAAGCAAGGAUGUCCACAGGCUUAGCAAAGGGUCAGGACAUCUGUCAUCCAGUAUGUGGCAAUGCUUAGCAACAAGUAAUCCUUAACUGCAUUCAAGGCCUAUCCCAUCCUCUUUCCUGACUCCCUCAUGGCACCUUUACAUUAGAUGCCAUUUAGGGACAAACAAACCUUUGCUACCCUAAUGCCUACCAAGAACAAACAGCAAGCAGAAUUCACUUUGAAAGCACCAGUGAUUCCAUUAUAUCGAGAACUAUAAUAUCAAAAUUUAAUAGAAAAGGAAUAUAAGUGCUAAGCAACUCAUCUGGAUUGUAUUAUGAUUUAGCUCAUCAUAAAACUCCAAUAAUUCAGAUUAUUUUUAAUGAUCUUAAGCCAAAAUUGUAAAGUUGCCACAAUAUUACUAAAGAUACACACACCUUCCCUGUUUGUUUUGCAGAAAUAUCACAAAGACCAAGAGGCUAGAGUAGGAGGAAAUUUGCAACUGUCUUUGCAACAAUAAAUCAGGUAUCUAUUCUGGUGUAGAGAUAGGAUGUUGAAAGCUGCCCUGCUAUCACCAGUGUAGAAAUUAAGAGUAGUACAAUACAUGUACACUGAACUUGGCCAUCACGUGUUUGUGUAAAUUCAAUGUGCACAUUUUGUAUUUCAAAAAGAAAAAAUAAAAGCAAAUAAAAUGUUUAUAACUCUA